Messenger RNA from Carassius auratus (goldfish), 2971 nucleotides. Its product is annotated as UDP-glucuronosyltransferase 2B31-like. NCBI's taxonomy places the organism in Eukaryota, Metazoa, Chordata, Actinopteri, Cypriniformes, Cyprinidae. The record is from RefSeq and is a predicted model, not a curated record. The transcript is spliced from 3 exons. The coding region runs from base 690 to 2270 and encodes 526 amino acids. Gene Ontology annotation, molecular function: UDP-glycosyltransferase activity.
UCACGUCUUGUGUUUGUGAGAUCGUUGUUUAAUGUCGCUUACUCUGUUUGUUUGGCUUCAGUGUUGUCUGCGUUUGGAUGUCCGUGUUUUCCCGGAACCUCAUCCACUCUACGCACUUCCAAUCAGCUACCAACACUUACCUUCGGCUCUAUUCCCCACAGUUCCUGUGUCAUACUCUCCUGCUGCCUUCUCACCGUCAUCAUCCGGAUUCCUCACCACCUCACCACCAUCUUGGAUUGUUGUCUUCCCAGCAUCAUUGUCUUUUUCCUGUUUGUUUAUUUAUUUUCAUUAAAUCGUCUAACUCGCUAUUGUUUCCAGUCCUUCCUUCGCCCCACCGUCACAGGAUCAAUGAAGAAGUUUCCUCUUCUUCUCUCGGAUUGAAAGCUGAUCCAAAUCUUUGACCACAGGCCACUUUAGAUCUCGGAUUACAAAGUAGAUGAAGCAGGUUUGGCAAAGGCAGGUGGUUUGCCUGUUUUAGCGUGUCUUAUACAGUGUGGCUGGACAUGAUCAUAUCUGUGUUGAGUGCAUCAGUAUAAAUUUGGGAAAUCCAAAACUUGUUUUGGCAGUGUUUGCACCAGACAGCCGGAGCAUCGACAGAAUUGGCGGAGUCGUACAAAAGGUGCUGUCAGAAAUGCUCAUUGGUCAACAUUAAGAUAUUUUCAUUGUAUUGGUUGUAUGCUUUCUGAAAGAUGAUGUCCAAACAGCUAUCUUCACUCACUGGUCUUCUCUUUGUGAUUUGCUGCUGUCAUGGUGGGAAUAUCCUGGUGUGGCCCGAGGAUUGUAGCCACUGGGUGAACAUGAAAGUCAUUUUGAGAAACCUCCACAGCCACAGUCAUAGCCUUACCGUGGUGCGUUCCUCUAAAAGUUGGUAUAUCCAAGAAAAUACUUCCCUUUACAGCACCAUCACAGUCGACCCAAUGGAGACCGAAGAUGUGGGCUCUGACUACUUCAUGACGUUGAUAGAGAGGUCACUGGAGCUGCAGAGGAUGUCGCCUUUCUUCCGUUUCUUGGGACAGCAGAAAGAUAUCGCCAAUGUGCUGAAGGUGUUUCACAAUGGAGCGCUUCAAAUGAUUUCUGCCGUUUUGGACGAUGCAGGACUUGUCAAACGCUUGCGAGAAGCUAAGUUUGAUCUGGUGUUAACAGAUCCUGCAUUCCCAGCCGGUGUCCUCUUAGCCAAAUUCCUCCAACUCCCCAUGGUUUACAAUGUACGUUGGCUAAAUGCAGGGGAUGCUCACAUGCAAAUUGCACCCUCUCCUCCGUCCUAUGUCCCAUUGUACAAUUCAUUGCUCCACUACCAAAUGAACUUCCUACAGCGGACGGAAAAUGUUCUAUGGUAUCUGAUUAGCGUUUUCAAGGAGCGAUGCAUCAUCGUGCCAAUUUACAGUGAACUGCUUGAGCGCCAUUUCCCUCCCGGCGCUGAUCUGUUGUCAAUGCAGCAAUCUGCUGACAUUUGGUUGAUGAGAAUGGACUUUGUUUUCGAGUUUCCACGGCCCUCCAUGCCUAACGUGGUCUACAUUGGGGGCUUUCAAUGUCAGCCGCCUCAAGCACUUCCUGCGGAGCUGGAAGAGUUUAUGCAGAGCUCCGGGGAGCAUGGCGUUGUCAUCAUGUCCUUGGGAACAGUAGUCAGCGCUCUUCCUACAGCGAUCACAGAGGCCAUUGCUACAGCUUUUGCUGAGAUCCCUCAGAAAGUCUUGUGGCGCUACCACGGGGAACGACCCUCAACUCUGGGAAACAACACUUUACUUCAAGAGUGGUUUCCUCAGAAUGAUCUGCUAGGCCAUCCAAAGACUCGUGCGUUUGUCACUCAUGGGGGCACCAAUGGUAUGUACGAAGCUAUUUACCAUGGAGUUCCCGUCUUAGCUUUGCCGCUCCUCUUCGACCAGUUUGACAAUGUUCUGCGACUGCAGGUUCGAGGUGCGGCUCGAGUUCUUCAGGUCGCAACACUUACAUCGCAAGAAUUCCUUGAAGCCCUCAAAGAUGUCCUCGAGAACCCGCUGUACCGAAGCAGCGUGCGCAAACUAUCAGAGCUACACCGCGAUCAACCCUUGACUCCUCUUGAAAGCGCCACUUUUUGGAUCGAGUAUGUUAUCAGACACAAAGGAGCAGCUCACCUUCGUCCAGAGGGGAAUAACUUGCCUUGGUACUCUUAUCAUAGCUUAGAUGUGUUGGCUUUUCUACUGACAUUCAUUGUGAUUGCUCUUUUGGCCUCAGUAUAUGUCUGCAAGCUUUUGUGUUGCAGGAAGUCAAUCAAAAAGAGGAAGGUGGAAUGAAUCGAGCUUGAACAUUUGAUAUGUUAUUUUUGAAGAGCUGAUGAAACACUGAAUUAAAUGCAGCAGACCAAUAUUAUUCUUAUUUUUCAUAUCUAAUUAUGUUACAAAAGAUGUACUGCUUAAGUCAUUCCUGUAGCAUGGUGCUAGCAACACCAAGGUCAUUGGUUUUAUUUCCAGGGAAAGCUUGAACUGAUUAAAUGUGUAUGCAAUGUGAUUUGCUUUGGAUAUAAGUCUAUCAAAUGCGUGAAUGUAAUAAUAUGUGAAUGGAAAAGCUCUCUUUUGGUAAACCUGAGUUUGUUUUAUUAAUAUGACUAUGGAAUGGGGGAAAAUGUAAAUGCAAAUUUGUAAAUGCAAUGCCAGAAUAUUGUCAAACAAUACUUUAGGAUUCUCAGUACCAGAUGUGAUAUCAAACAAGUAUGUUUCUAAUUUUAUGGUCACGACUAAUCAAACUCAUGUAAGUUCAAUAAUGAAGUAUAGCAAUCUUUGUACUUUUUUGUGCAUUAAAUUCUUAGAACUGUAUGCUGAUCUUUUUGUGGUGUAUUCGCCAAAUCCUCAACACUUUCUAUGUUCAUUAAUCAACGUAAUCUAGUUUCUUUAUAGAAGCCAACAACAUGUUUUUUUUUCAUGUCAGCCUUGAUAUUGUUCCCUCUCCUACUGUGAAUGCGUUUUAAAUCAUCAAUAAAGGUUCAAGCGGCAACUUC